UUAAAAUUUUUAUUUGCAGGAUGUAUUCAUUAAAGUCAUUUGUAAUUGUAGCACUAAUUUGCACAUCUUUAACCGUAACCAGCCAAAAUGCUGACAGUCAACAAGCCCGGUUAUUAGUAUCUAAACAAGUUCUUAACAAAUUACUAGUUCAAGACUCUGACAUCUUAGUUAAAUAUACCAUUUACAAUGUGGGAAGUGUGCCAGCGACAAAUGUUGUAUUACAAGACUCAGGAUUCCCUGAUGAAGCAUUUGCCACAGUCAAAGGAAAUUUGAAUAUUCGUUUUAACAGAAUUCCAUCUGGCGCAAAUGUUACUCAUGCCGUCGUCAUCAAACCUCUUACGUAUGGCCGAUUCAACUUCACAGCUGCAGUUGUGCAAUACAAAUCAUCAGAAGGUGCUGAAGAGCCACAAUUUGCAAUAAGCAGCGAACCUGGUGAAGGAUACAUCAUCAGUUACGCUGAAUACGACAAGAAAUUCUCUCCUCAUUUGCUUGAUUGGUUUGUAUUUGCAAUAAUGACCCUGCCAGCCGUGGUAGGACCAUUCAUGUUGUGGUGGGUUAGCAAGAGCAAGUAUGAAUUAAUAUUGAAACAAAAACGUGAAAAAGUGUCUAAAGACUAAAAUUAAUAAAAUAAAAACCUAUGUACAAUUAAAAUUAAGGAUUCUUUAGCUUAAUUUUAUUUAAUAUAUAUUUUUUUUAUAUGUAUCUACUUAUAAAAAUACCUUGAUCAUUUCCUAAAGCUAAUUAGAAAUUACUUUUUUAGUUAAAACUACUAUAGAAUCCACUUUACAGUUUUACUAUACAAAACAAAUUUAUCAAAUUUUCAUAUUGAAAAUACGUGAUCUCUAUCUAUUUUUCAUUAAGUAAUAUCAAUAUCUGUAUUAUAUAUUUCCAAAAAUUUAAUAUAUAAAAGAUCACCAUUUAUAUUUUUUAGCAGGUAGGUACAUUUUUUAUGUUUAUCUAAUAACAAUUUUGUUCUAAACUUGUUUAUAAAUAAUAUUAAUUUGUUUGAUAUUAAAUAAUUUUUAUUUACAAAUUAAAAAUAGGGGUCAUUGGAUGACUAUAUUUAAUUUACAAAUUUACCUUUGUGUUGUGUUCGUUUGAAUUUAUCCUUGGAAUAAUAUUAUUAAAUUUAGAUUUUGUUGAAAUUUUACAAUAAAAUAAAGUUUUUUUUUUAAACAGAAAAAUCAUAAAAUCUUCUACUUUUUAUUCCUUAUUAGUUAUUAGAUUCUCUUGGCAAAUUCCAGGCUUACAUUCAGUGGGGUGUAAAUUUUUCAUCUUGAUAAAAAUGAAAAUUGUUUCAAAAGUAAAAUAUGUACCUCAUGCUGUUUUUAAUUUUAAUAUUGUUAUUUUGAAAUUGUGUUUUGAUAGAAAACAUUUUACUGUAACAAGCUGUACGACAAAAUACAAGUAGUGUAAACUUAGUUUUAAAUAUUUUCUGGACGAACAGUAUCGCUAUUAAGUAUGCUGAUUAAAAAAAAUCUAUACAUGUUGACUGUAUAAAGAAUUUAAUCCAUUCGGUUUAUUA
Myzus persicae (green peach aphid) is the source of this 1525-nucleotide messenger RNA. It is a transcript of the gene SsRbeta, whose product is annotated as translocon-associated protein subunit beta. The transcript has 3 exons. Gene Ontology annotation, cellular component: endoplasmic reticulum; membrane. Bases 21 to 617 code for a protein of 198 amino acids. NCBI's taxonomy places the organism in Eukaryota, Metazoa, Arthropoda, Insecta, Hemiptera, Aphididae. The record is from RefSeq and is a predicted model, not a curated record.